GGAGCCUGAAGAUGUAAGUGAACUGCUGUAAUUUCAUGAUAAAACUUGAAUAGAUGAGGAGUUGCUUCUUAUGGAUAAGCAAAGAAAGUGGUCUUUAGAAGUGGGAUCUACUCCUGGUGAAGACGUUAUGAACAUUGCUGAGGUGACAACAAAGGAUUUAGAAUGUUGCAUCAAUAUAGUUGAUAGAGCAUCAGCAGGGUGUUAGAGAAUUGGCUCCAAUUCUGAAAGAUGUUCUGUGAGUAAAAUGCUAUCAAACAGCAUCACAUGCUACAGAGAAGUACUUCAGGAAAAAGAGUCAAUCAAUGCGACAAACUUCAUCAUUGUUUUAUUUUAAGAAAUUGCCACAGCCACCCCAACCUUCAGCAACCACCACCCUGACCACUCAGCAGCCAUCAUCAGGGCAAAUCCCUCCAUCAGCAAAAAGAUUACUACUCACUAGAGGCUCAGAAGAUGGUUAGCAUUUCUUAGCAAUAAAGUUGCUUCUAAAUUAAGCUAGCUCGAUUUCAACUGCUACUGCAGCUGCUCCACCACCAUUUUCAGAACCCAAAUAAUUGCAGCCGGCUGUUCCCAGGAUGGUGAUCUGUGUUUAUAUUGCAUCUUCUUCUGGUUCUACGGCAAUUAAGAAGAAACAGCAAGAUGUGCUUGGUUUCUUGGAAGCCAACAAAAAAGGAUUUGAAGAAAAACAUAUUACAGCCAAUGAAGAGAAUUGGAAGUGGAUGAGAGAAAACGUACCUGAAAACAGUCGACCAGCCACAGGGUACCCCCUGCCACCUCAAAUUUUCAAUGAAAACCAGUACUGUGGGGACUAUGAUGAUUUCUUUGAAGCCAGAGAAAAUACUGCAGUGUAUGUCCUUUUAGGCUUAACAGCAUCUCCUGAUUCAAAGGAAGCAGAAGCCCAGGCAAAGCAGCAAGCAUGAACCUUAAACAUUCUGUCUUAUCCUGAAACAGGAAAGUCUGUUGCUUUUAUAAAAUAGCAAAAUUAUCUUGGCUUAAAAAGAUUUAGGCUUAAUUUUUUUUUUUUUUGCCAUGAAAUGGGAAUUUAUUUGUUCAGACUUUUGAAGCUAAAGGAAAGUCCAAAUCAAGGAGUCUUCAAGGCGAUGCUUUCCUCCUGAAGACUGAUGUUCUGAAUUUCAGUCUGUUUAUAAAGAACUCAAGUCAUACGAUGCAGACCUGUCCUGACUGAGGUGGGCCAUACCUUAACUGAAGUAACCUCAUCAAAAGGUUACUCAUACCUACAGGAAUGGAUUAAAUUUAAGAACACAUUUUUCUGGGGUACAUACAGCUUCAAACCACCACAUGGGCCUUGAGUGAUCUUUGAAAAGGAGAAAGGUGUAAGCCCUAGCAAAGAAACAGGAAUAACCAUGGUAGAAAAAGAGAAUAGGAAAGAAACCUCCCUUAUUGCUCCUCACACUGGAAGUUAGGAGUAAGAAGAAGUCAAUCACUGGCAGCCAUUUUUACAUCUUGUUUUUCAGAGAACCAUUCUUCUUAGGCAAGUCCCCUCAUAGUGAAGAAGUUGAUUCUGUUUUUCCAUUUCCUCCAACAGAAUAGUGAUUAACUUUUGAUUUCCUGAUGCUUUUAUGUCAACAGUCAGAUUUUAUAGUUUUCAGUUCCUAUGUCCACCUGUCCUCCAUAUAUAGAUAGAUAAAAUAGUCCUUCCUAUUUUAAUGGUAUAUUUUAAUCACUUAAGUACAAGUCUCCAGAUUAUAUACCUGUAGACAAAUCAAAUCAAAGCUAUCCUUCAUUAUGUGUUUACUAAAUGCCAGGCACUGUGUGAAGCAUUGUACAUAUAUUACCUCAUUUACUCUUCACAAAUUUCCAUUAGGAAACUAUUAUUCCAGUUUUUCAGAUGAAAACCACGAGGGCUGAGAGACAGUAAGUGAUUUUAGGCUUAAUGUUGAAAUAAUAGAUUAGUUAACAUUUUUUCCCUGCAAAAGGUCAAAAAGGAUACAUGAUUAAAAUGAAAAUGGUAUCAGGAGAAUGGGAGGUAAACAUAAAAUUUUAAGAUGUCCCAGAAUAGUGCUGUUACCUGCCAAAACAUUUUACGUACUUCAUUGAUUUCAAAAAGCAAACACUCAUCCCCUUUUUGGUAUUAUUGCAGCUUAAGUAUAUUUGUGGCUCAACUUGUUAAAUAUUAAGGAAUUUUAAACGGAGAGAUCAAGAGAGGAUCUGUCUCUUGUUCCCAAAUAACCUCAUUAAUUUUAGUGAACAUGAAUAUGUAUAUUUUUAAUGUUACAUUAAUGUGAUUAAAAAUAGUUCAGGUAAUGUUUAUGAUGUGUCAAUCAUUGUAAUUUCUUAUGGUGAUUAUAACUUUCCCAUUCUUUUGUAGACGCAACUUCUGUGUACUGAACCAUAAGUUUUGCAGGCGUCUAAAUGUAAUCUUACAUUGCACAUUUCAGAGAUCAGAACAGACUGUGUCCCCUAAAAAAAAUACUAGAUGCGUUCAGUUGAUAAGUUCUUUCCUUAACUACGUAGCAAUGAUGAAAUCAUGUUUCUGAGUUGCUUGCCCCAGUGAAAUAUGCAUAUAUGUGUCAUGGAAGUGGAUGGCAAGUAAGUUUAAAAUGGUAUCCUCUUGCAAAGAGUUCUAUAUAAGCUAUUCUAAAGUAGGCUGGCACUCAUUGCUCAAGACUGGCUUUACCUGGGGAGGUCUAAAGAUGAACCGAAAAAUCUUAGUGGUCCACCCCCUACCUUAAAGCACUUGGAUCCAGGAAUUUCAGUAUCUCCCAGAUACCUGUCUUUUUUUUUUUUUUUUCAUGUUAGGCAUAUAUUGUGUGUAUCCAUUAAUCUAAACAGUGUUCAUCUUUUCUAUGCCUCUAUUCCAGCAAAUAUUAAGUACAAUUACAAGAAACAUUAUGACCUAAAUAACUUAUCCAGAAGAUAUACAUAUUGUCCUUUAAUUCCACACUACUUUAUUACUAAAAGCAAAUACCUUUAUUUUAUCAAUUGAUGUAUGCAAGUCUAUGCUCUGCCGAAGUCAGCAUAUAAUAGAUACAUGGCUUUGUUUACUGAGAUUCGAACAUGAUGCAAUGCUUUCAAAUAAACUCAGUACUUUUGGAAAUAUAAAAAAAAAAUGUGAUUAAUGUACACUAUAUGAUGGUACUAUAAACAACUGAUUUGUUUACACUUUGGAUGACUGUAUGGUAUGUGAGUAUAUCUCAAUAAAAUUGAAUUUAAAAAAAAAAAACCCUCACUGGAGAGAGAACUUCUAGGGACAAUGGAGUAGGGAGCUACAGUACUCAGUCCUCCUCCAAAAA
Choloepus didactylus (southern two-toed sloth) is the source of this 3251-nucleotide messenger RNA. Its product is annotated as SH3 domain-binding glutamic acid-rich-like protein. The transcript has 2 exons. The coding region runs from base 573 to 917 and encodes 114 amino acids. The record is from RefSeq and is a predicted model, not a curated record. Gene Ontology annotation, cellular component: cytoplasm. Lineage: Eukaryota; Metazoa; Chordata; Mammalia; Pilosa; Megalonychidae.